CCGUCGCUCGUCGCUCGUCGCCGCCGACCUUCUACAUAUUCUUUGUCUCCGUAGCAUCUGGCGCCAUAGUUUCUUUCGUCGCUCCGUACCGCAUCUCUGAGUAAACCAGGAUUUGCCCACUUUCUCUCAUAUUGUAGUCGGGCAGAUAGAGAUGAAAAACCUCAAGCUUUCUUCAUUCAUUUCGUUCGAACUUGGCUUGCAAUCCGAAGAGGAAACUCUUCUUAUUUCUGCUUUUGAUAUCGAGCACAACCGUCUGUUCUUCGCCUCGUCGGCCAACAUCUUAUACUUUUUUGAGCUUCCUUCGUCUCAUGAAGGUAAGUCAUGGAACAAAUCUCUCCUAUCACCUCAAAUUGCUCCAGUUACUCUAGAGCCUGGGGACUUCGUUACUGCUAUGGAUUACUUGAUGGAGAAGGAGGCUUUGGUGCUUGGAACAUCCGAUGGAUGUCUUAUACUGCAUACUGUGGAUGACAGUACAACUGAAGUUGUUGGUAGAGUGGAAGGUGGUGUGAAAUACAUUGCAGGCAGUCCGGAUGGAGCUCUUCUGGCCAUAACUUCUGGAAUAGGGAGAUUACUUGUGAUUACUAAUGAUUGGGAAGUUUUACAUGAAUUUGAUCUCAACAUAAAGAAUAAUGCCAUAGGUGAUGUAGAUGGUUAUCCUUACGAAUUUUAUGCCCCAAUUUCUUGGAGAGGUGAUGGGAAGUAUUUUGCUACUCUUGGGGGACUUCAUGAAUGUUCAUCGAAAAAGUUGAAGAUUUGGGAGCGUGAAUCCGGCAUGUUACAUUCUGAGACAGAAGCUAAGGCUUUUGUAGGAGAAGCUUUAGAUUGGAUGCCGAGCGGUGCCAAGUUGGCGACGGCAUAUAAUUGCGAGAUUGGAACUAACCCAAUUAUAGUUUUCUUUGAGAAGAAUGGACUUGAACGGAAUUCCUUAUGCAUAGAUGAGCCAGCCAAAAUCAACCUCAUAAGAUGGAAUUGUAGUUCUGACCUCCUUGCUACCUCUGUCACAUGUGCGCAGCAUGAUGCUAUUAAAAUUUGGUUUUUCGGGAACAACCAUUGGUACUUGAAACAAGAAAUAAGAUACUCAAAGAGAGAAGGUGUGAAGUUCAUGUGGAACCCGACAAAGCCAAUGACUCUCAUUUGUUGGACCCUCCAUGGAAGAAUUGCAACCUACAGUUUUGUGUGGAUCACCGCUAUAACAGCGAAUUCAACUGCGUUGGUUGUUGAUGGCACCAAACUAUUAGUUUCUCCUCUGAAUCUGUCCCUCAUUCCACCUCCCAUGUCUCUGUUCACCUUGAAAUUUCCAACUGCCAUUCAGGAUGUUGCUUUCCUUUAUAACAGCUCGAAGAACCAUUUGGCUGCAAGCCUUGCAGAUGGUAGUUUAUGUAUUAUGGAGCUUCCAGGGAUAGAAUCCUGGGAGCAUUUUGAGGACAAAGAAUUUGUCAUUGAAACUUCAAGGUUGGAUUUCACACUGGGAACAUUUGCACACAUCAUGUGGUUAGAUUCUCACCUCUUACUUGGCAUAUCUUUCAACCAAUAUGGUUUGUUCUCAACACCUUCACAACAUGAGAAUGAGCUUCUUCAUCAAAAAUUGAACUGCUCUAAAUAUUCUUUGUUGGAGAUUGAAGUUGUAUGCUCAGAGGAUUCUGUGCCUGAACUAGUAAACUCUUCUGGUUGGCAUGCAAUCCUCUCUAAAAGUUUGCCUCUAGAAGGGCCUGUUGUUGGCAUUGUACCAAAUCCUUGUAAAAAGGCAUCAGCUUUUGUUCAGAAUGACGGCGGGUCUAUCUACGAGUAUACGUCCAAUGCCUCUCUACCAAGAAGACUACUACAACUUAGUGAGAUUGACCCUAUAUGUGGAUUUUCAGCAUCUUGUCCCUGGAUGAAAGCAGCUAGUGUUUGUGACAAUGGCAUGGUAAAGACUUUACUUUUCGGGCUUGACUACCAAGGUAAGCUACAGGUUGGUAAGAGGAUAUUAUACAACAAUUGCAGUAGCUUUACACUAUAUUCUAGUAGUUGUGGUGGUACCGAGCAAAUUACACAUCUUGUUCUCACUACCAAGCAGGAUUUGCUAUUCAUUGUUAGCAUUGAAGAUAUUUUACAUGGAAAAAAGGAAAUGAAAAUUGAAGACUUCAAUAAUUUGCAGAAUAAACAAGAUAACGAUAGAGACUUUGUUAAUAUGUGGGAGAAGGGUGCAAAAUUGAUUGGAACCCUGCACGGAGAUGAAGCUGCUGUCAUCUUACAAGCUAAUCGGGGCAGCUUAGAAUGUAUUUAUCCCAGAAAACUGGUCCUUGUUUCAAUAAUUAAUGCAUUAACGCAGAAACGCUUCAAAGAUGCAUUGUCUAUGGUGAGGAGGCACAGGAUAGAUUUUAAUUUCAUUAUUGACUGCUUUGGCUGGCAAACAUUUGUAAAAUCAGCUGCAGAGUUUGUUAAUCAAGUUGAUAAUCUUGCUUAUGUCACGGAAUUUGUUUCUUCAAUAAAAGGUGGAAAUGUCAUGGAUAGUUUGUAUAAAGAUUACAUUUCUUUGUCAAUACUUGAUGAAACAUCCAAUGCAAAAAUGGAAAGCUCUAUUUCUAUAGCAGAUGGAAAAGUAAAUUCUGUUUUGCGGGCAAUACGAAAAGCCCUUGAAGAACAAGUAAAAGAAAGUCCAGCUAGAGAGCUCUGUAUAUUGACAACUUUAGCUCGCAACGAGCCACCAGCUUUAGAUGAAGCACUUAAGAGAAUAAAAUCUAUCCGUGAAAUGGAAGUAUUGGGUGUCCAUGAUGCUAAAUGGAUAUCAUACCCUUCUGCUGAAGAAUCCUUGAAGCAUCUGUUAUGGUUAGCAUAUCCUGAAGCUGUCUUUGAAACUGCUUUGGGCCUUUAUGACCUAAACCUUGCUGCCAUUGUUGCAUUGAACUCUCAAAAAGAUCCUAAAGAAUUUCUUCCCUAUCUCAAAGAACUGGAAAAUUUGCCGCCUGUUAUCAUGAGGUAUACAAUUGAUCUGAGGUUGCAAAGGUAUGAGAGUGCACUGAAACAUAUAUUUUCAGCUGGUGAAGGCCAUUAUGAAGAAUGCUUAAAUCUCAUGAAGAAUAAUCCACAACUUUUUCCACUUGGCCUUCAACUGUUCGCCAAAAAUGUAAAGAGAAGAGAAGUCUUAGAGGCAUGGGGUGAUCAUCUUCAUAAUGAAAAAUGCUUUGAAGAUGCUGCUUCUGCUUAUUUGUGCUGUUCUUCUCAUCAGAAGGCCUUGAAAGCUUGUAGGAGUUGUGGUGACUGGAAAGGUGUGCUCACAGUAGCUGCACUUAUUGGCCUGUGUGAAGCAGAUGUUAUUCUACUGGCAAACGAACUUAUUGAAGAAUUUCAAGCACUAGGUAAGCCAGCUGAGGCUGCAAGGAUUGCAUUGGAGUAUUGUAAAGAUGUUGGUCGAUGCGUCGGGUAUUACAUAGUGGCUCGAGAAUGGGAAGAGGCUCUUAGAAUCACUCAUAUGCAUCAAAGGGAGGAUUUAAAAUCUCAUGUUCAAGAUGCAGCUUUGGAAUGUGCGAGUUCGUUAAUGUCUGACUAUAGGGAGGCACUCGAAAAAGUUGGGAAGUACUUAGCUCGCUACCUAGCUGUACGCCAGAGAAGGAUACUACUUUCUGCUAAAAUUCAAUCUGAAGGCAGAUCAACAGAAAUUUCAGAUUAUGAUAGUGUUUCUGAAAUUAGCAGCAAUUUCAGUGAGAUGAGUGCAUACACCACAAGGACUGCUAAAGAUUCAGUUACUUCGACCGCCUCCACGACCCUUAGGAAGGCACGAGAAAUACGACGCAAAGAAAGUAAGGGAGGAAAAAUUCGCGCUGGAAGCCCUGGAGAGGAGAUGGCACUGAUUGAGCAUUUGAAAGGCAUGGCUCUUACUGAAGGCGCUAUUCGGGAGCUUAAAUCGUUACUGUUAGCUCUUUUGAUGCUGGGAAAGGAUGAAAUUGCUCGCCAGCUUCAGUGUUCAGGAGAUAACUUCCAGUUGUCUCAAUAUUCGGCUGUUAAACUUGCAGAAGAUACGAUGUCUACUGACAAGAUAGAUGAAAGCACACAUACUUUGAACAACUAUGUUGAACAAGCAAGAGGAUCAUGGCAUUCGAAAGCCCAUUCUUGGCAUGUCAAAGUAUUGACUCCUCCUUAGCAGGUAGAAAGUGAUUGGAUCUCUGUCCUAUUUAUUCAAAGUGAUUUGGUGUUUCUGUUGCUGAAGGUAGGAAUUGUAAUACUUAACUGCAUAAUGGUUAGCAGCAUAAAUUAAUAUUUUAUAGUCAAAUUCUGUAGUUUGUACUACCAGGAAAAAUUUUGAUGAAUUAGAGACUCAUUUGUUUUUUUUUUU
Molecule: messenger RNA, 4312 nt
Organism: Dendrobium catenatum
Lineage: Eukaryota; Viridiplantae; Streptophyta; Magnoliopsida; Asparagales; Orchidaceae
Product: elongator complex protein 1
Exons: 5
Coding region: 152-4120 (1322 amino acids)
Biological process (GO): tRNA wobble base 5-methoxycarbonylmethyl-2-thiouridinylation
Cellular component (GO): elongator holoenzyme complex; cytosol
Molecular function (GO): protein binding; tRNA binding
Source: RefSeq, a predicted model, not a curated record